Molecule: messenger RNA, 390 nt
Organism: Soboliphyme baturini
Lineage: Eukaryota; Metazoa; Nematoda; Enoplea; Dioctophymatida; Soboliphymatidae
Source: the annotation of a GenBank genome assembly
AUGUCCUCACUCAGAGGGAAAGAGCAACAGUUAUUUGAUCAGGCCAUAAGGUACCAACUCGACAUAAUUGGGCUCUCGUCAACUAAGCACCAAGGCUCUGGAAUCCUGAACUACUGCGGGUGGAAGCUAUUCUACUCAGGUGUCCCAAUCACAACGUGCGCUCAAGCCGGUCCCGGUGUUCUGAUAGAACCCAACCUGGCUGAUAGAAUCGUUGAACAGAAGCCUAUCAUCCUGCUAAAGUUAGAACUGGCUAAAGCACUGACCCUUUUGAGCGGAGAAUAUGAGUCUUUCUGGAUCAGGUAUGUGCUCCAAAGCGCCGAAAGGCCCUUAUGCUCAUGGGUGAUUUUAAUUUGCAUGUCGGAGCAGACACUGAAAAAUAAGAAGCUGUGA